This is a messenger RNA of Babjeviella inositovora NRRL Y-12698, 1515 nucleotides long. RefSeq lists its product as uncharacterized. Bases 177 to 1286 code for a protein of 369 amino acids. The record is from RefSeq and is a predicted model, not a curated record. The transcript has a single exon. NCBI's taxonomy places the organism in Eukaryota, Fungi, Ascomycota, Pichiomycetes, Serinales.
UUCUCUUCACCUUUGUACCAGCUGUCAGUCAUAGAAAGGCUUGGGCCUACUGUUUGAGAGCCCCAACUGAGUGACCGUGGCUUUUUUUAACUUAUCCAAUCAAUAUAAUAUCUUGUGCGAAAAUCCACCGUUUCUGGUGUAUUGUUGGUUCGCUUGGUUUACCAAAAUCCAGCUUAAUGCAAAAUCCCGAUUUAAAAUACAGUCAGUACGUAACGGCUGCAGUGGAUGAAUUAUUAAGGUUAACUAGCCAAGAAAAGGGUACCGGUUUUGUGUUGGUGGUAGUGGGUCCUUUAAACAACAUCGAGUUGAUAUCAUCGCCGCAUUUGUCCUCUACGGCCCAACGGAUUAAGAACAGUCUCAAGCUUAGUGACGGUCGGGUAUUGGGGGAAGAACCAGAUAUUGCACCUUCUGUUGGGCUUGUUUUAAAACCUGCCUACCUGGAUCCUGGAUUUCAAAUGGUACUAGACUUAAGUAACAACCAUCAAGUGAAUCGGCAUUACACAACUUGUUUUACAGAAAUCCAACAGCACCAGUGCAAGGAGAUAGCAAAGUGUUGGAUUCGUGCCAUUGAACCGAAAAAGCAAACCAACUUUCCGUACAACGGUGGGAACCGAAGGAAGCCUGGCUGGUGGCCUUCGAAAAUUGAUCACAUCGAGCCAGAUCACAUGAACAAGCACAACAGGAUACAACUACUUGUUUCACUUAUCAGAAACCCUACCUUCAGUCAGCAGAGUUUGGUUAAUGCCACGAGUGACUCGGUGAUUGAAAAGUUCUCCAAACCAUUUGCUGCUAGUAUCUUAGGUGAGAUUCAGUACGUAGCCCGAUCUGAAAGGGUAUUUUUACAGACUGGCAACCCGAAUUCCCAAUAUCUCGCCGUCAGCAAUUUCGCCAAACGACCAUCCAAGUCGUUAAAGGUGUUUCCCACUAGUAUGAGAAAUGACGAAAACGAGAAGGAUCGUGAUUUCCACGGAGAAAAGAUACAAGUAAAUGACUCCGUGAAUUCCCUGUUCCUUUAUCCAGAUACGGCUAGUGGAAUAUUCCAUUCUAAUGAGCACCACUCAGACCCAUACUUUAACUUUAUGGAGUAUAUGGAAGCUUCCGGAAAGGAUAAUCCGACUCCAACGGCAGCCUUCCCGUUUCUGUUGCCUGGCCCUUGUGCGGACGGAACAGAUAUGGACAAUGACCACAUAUUUGCAGACUGUCUUUUGCCGGGGGUAAACUUUGAUGUUUUAGUUUCACCGUUAGCUCUGGUUGUAGGCAGCUCGAAUCACCUGGGUGGAGAAUAAAAGAUGGGAGUAAUGCAGCUCCGGGGCAGAAAUGAGGUCUAGGCCCACCCUAAGCCAUGACAUAUCCCUCAUCUCACGUCCCCAUCUUCCAUCCCCUGGUCGUACUAAACUUGUUCCUCAUUUCUGACGCAAUAGCUUCGAUCCUUUGAGAAAUGGGAUGGCACAAGAUGUCUUAGGUGGGACCUUGAAGGGUGUUAUCCCACCUGAAAUGUAAAGGCCUAGGUCUCCA